AGGUUUUUAUGAGAGGUGCUUCUUGGAACACAUUUGGUGGUUUUUGUACCGCUAUUCGUGGUCCUACUUUUUUGUGAUUCUCUAAUGUUUUCACCUUGAGGUUGACAGUUGUGGUUUGGACUGAAGUACUUUGACAACUACCAGAUGAAUUGCCAUGCAAUUUGAAACUAAUAGUGAAGCUCCCUAUAAUAUGAACUCUUCUGACUUUAGACCUGGUUAAGUUCUGCUGGCUCACAUUUUUGGCUAUUAUGGAAAUAUCGUAACAGCUAUUGGCUGGAUGGCUGGAUUGUAGUAAAGUUUGGUACAGACACUCAAAACUUCAAAAAUUAAGAUUUCUUAAUCCCUUGACUUGCUCAACUAUUAUUAUCCCCGUCCCUCUCAGCUGUGUUUUGUGCUAAAUAAAAAAAACGUUAGCAUGCUAACACACUAAACUAAAAUGGUAAAAUGUACUGGUCAGCAUCUGCCUGUUACAUGUGAUGCUUAUUAAUAAUGCACAGAGAGUGAUUAACAAGUGUCCGUGUCAAAUAUCCGCUGUGCACUGGGGACAAUAAGUCACAAUAAUGAUAAGAUUAUAAUAUAUACAGCAUCAGUGUGUAUGAUGAUAUGUUUUUAAAAAAAAAGAUUUAAUCCGUAAAUUCUCAACUUUAAAGAGAAAGUUUGGAUUUUAUUAAUAGUACAUGUGAUGUGUUUGUAACAUUGUAUUGAGAGGCCUGCAGAAGUGUGUAGAGUUAGAAGACAGUUUGAAUGUUACUAUAAAAGGUGUUGUGUGGACGCUGCUUUGCUUUUGAAGACUGACGGCAAAAUAGAGCCUCAGUCAUGGUUCAUCUAGGGAACUGAGAAAAUGCACCAGAGAAGUAAAACUAAGUUUAGCCUUCCUGAGUGGUCUGGUAGUUAUUUUUUUUCUUUAGCUAGCAGCAUCAGGGGCUGCACAGUGGCUUGGUGGUUAGCACUUUCGCUUUGCAGCUAGAAGAUCCCUGGUUUGCAUUCUGGCCUUUCCGGGAUCUUUCUGCAUAAAGUUUGCAUGUUCUCCCUGUGCAGACGUCAGUUCUCUGGGUUCUCGAGCUUCCUCCCACAGUCCAAAAGCAUGCUGAGGUUAAUUGUUUUUUCUAAAUUUCCCGUACGUAUGAAUGUGAGUGUGAUUGCUGGUUUCUGUAUGUAGCCCUGUGGUGGACUGGUGAUCUGUCCAGAGUGUCCAACCGCCUGCAACCCUAAUGAGGAUUAAUCAGUGUGUAGAUAAUGGAUGGUCUCACAAACAUAGGGCCGUUUGGUUGUGUAUUAAAAGCUGUGCCAGAUCCCAGGAAAUACUUACGUCCAUUUUCUUUUACUAAUAAUGGACAGCUGUUUAAGCUCAAGUGAAAGUAUGCUCAAACAUUAUAAAACUUCAUACCUAACGGUUAGCUUCUGUCUGACACAGCUGUGUGUUUGUGUGUCAACCAGCACCCACGUUCUCACGGAGGACGUCGUGUAUCGGGAGGUAACUGCAGACAAUCGGCUCUUCUCCAGGCGCCUCCUGAUGAAGACCAACCGGUUGCCUCGCUGGGCGGAGAGCUUCUUCCCUGGAGGCAUGUCUCGCUCUGUGUACAUCAUCGAGGACUCCAUCGUGGACCCUGUCAACAGGAGCCUGACCACCUACACCUGGAACCUCAACCACACAACACUCAUGUCGGUUGAAGAGCGUUGUGUUUUCAAGGACUCAGCGGAGCAGCCAGCAACCACACAACUGAAACGGGAGGCGUGGAUAUCCUCAAGCAUUUAUGGCUUCUCCAAACCUAUUCAGGAGUUUGGUUUGGCUCGCUUCAAGAGCAACCAGGUGAAGGCCAUGAAGGGGCUGGAAUACGCGCUGUCCAACCUACAGGGAGAGACGCCCCAGCGGCUGCUCAGGGACACAGUGAAGGAUGCAUCGGAGAAGGCCAAAGAGGCAGCAAAGACUCUGGCUUCAGCUGCUGCUGUCCCACAGAAGCCUCAGCAGUACGUCUGACAGGACUGACUGAAGUACUGCACAGGUGACAGGAAGUCAGCACAAUGCCUUUUGAUCAUCUCCAUCGUCUCGCUGGGAUCUCCCCAUUUACUGCAAUCUGUAUUUUUCUAAAGUUCGAACCAGCCUCUGUGGAAUUACCUCGACUGUUGGACUUCUUCUUUGCUCUCUGUUUUCUUCUUUUCGUUCAAUCUCAGGUCUUGAGCCUUCGUAUGAAACCUCCUGCCUUUCAGACCAGCAGCGUCUGGGCCACUUAUUUAUAUAUUACAAAUCUACUGUAGAAUAAUGAUAUUUUUCUGAUCACUAUAUAAGCUUUUGUUUUUGUUUUUUGUGCAUUUCCUGCAUAAUGAUAAAAUGAGUGGGGUUAAUACAGGUUUAUUACAGUCAUCAAAUGUAUUUUAUGCUCAAGCUAAAGCUCACAUUAUGACUGUUCAGUUUUCAUUUCAAUUAAAGGAAGAAUUUAGGAGGAUGUAAUAAAACAUUUUAUUGUGCUUGCGGGGAAUAAUUAAGGCAAAAAAUUCCCUCUUUUUUACGAUUUUCUUCUCUGAGACUGUAAUAAACGUCCAGCUCUGAGGCACAUCUGUAUGUGUUACAAGUGUCGGCGCACAAUGUUUCCUGUAAUAUUGCAAACAUAAUUAGAAAGCUACUGCCAGAAAGCCUGCAUUGACUCAUUUCUCAUCACAACAUACCAUAGUGACUUAUAUCAAAAAAGUCAGAAUGAGCAAAGUUCUCACUAUUCUGUGCUCAGAUUUGUUGUGAGUAGCCUUUCUAAGUGUCACUUAGCUGCUUAGGUGAAAAUAGAUCAUUUAAAUCUAGCUGUUUAUUUGAAGAUUAGUUAGCAUUAAAGACGAUAAUGUAAACAUUUCAAUAAUUGCAUUCCCUUAAAGAUGGAUUUAGUGGGGUUUUUGUUUGUUUUGGAAGACUUGAAUGAUGAGAGAAAUAAUUAAUGAGAUGUAUUUUUAUGAAUUGUUUAGAGUUAGGAUUUUGUGAUACUGGACUCAUGUAGAUUUACUUUAACCAUGUAGUGAGAUGUCCCAAAACAAAGUAAACUGUUUAGACUUUGAGUUGAAAAUGUUUCACAGCCCAAACAUUUUCAACAACUUGUUUAUUUUGUUUGUCAUUGUGUUUAAUGUUUUGUCAGACGGAGCUUUAAUAAAACUUAAGUUAUUGUUUUA
Molecule: messenger RNA, 3150 nt
Organism: Acanthochromis polyacanthus (spiny chromis)
Lineage: Eukaryota; Metazoa; Chordata; Actinopteri; Pomacentridae
Product: PRELI domain-containing protein 1, mitochondrial-like
Exons: 4
Coding region: 1331-1978 (215 amino acids)
Biological process (GO): phospholipid transport
Cellular component (GO): mitochondrial intermembrane space
Molecular function (GO): phosphatidic acid transfer activity
Source: RefSeq, a predicted model, not a curated record